CUCGUGCAUCCAACCCAAACCACAUGAACCCAGGAAAAGACUCGAGCUUUUGUGGCGCUGGCAUGGCACUGGCCCCUUGCCCACACCAACCCCACGACUCGAGGCACAGAUUGCAAAAUGCCGACUGCAACCGUUUACCUCAACUUUGGCUGCGGGACCUGCCGCAAAGCCCACGACCUCUUGACGGCGUACAUGGCUGACCCGACGAACCCUAAGCUCGACCUCACCAUCGUGGAAUAUGUCAAGACCAAACUCGAUGUUGCAACGAUCAAGUCGCUCCUGUCGCUCUUGUUCCCUGAAGACCCGUCGCCGAGCCCGCUCCUCAUGAUGCGCACGACUUCGGAGGAGUUCCGCACUUUGAAGCUCGAUGCAUUGGACCCGGUCGCAGACCGCGAAGCACUGAUCGAAGCCAUGUCUGUGGAGCCCCUACUGAUUGCGCGACCCAUCUUCGUCAAGGAUGGUCGAGCGAUUAUUGCCCGUCCUCAUGAUCGUCUCUACGAGCUGCUGAAGGCAGACUACACUCGUGACGAACCUCAUCCUGUUGAUGACUAUUGUUAAUGGACCCUCUCGGGCGUGUCGACUUCGUUGUGUUUGGCGC
This is a messenger RNA of Aphanomyces invadans, 598 nucleotides long. RefSeq lists its product as hypothetical. Bases 118 to 558 code for a protein of 146 amino acids. The transcript has a single exon. NCBI's taxonomy places the organism in Eukaryota, Oomycota, Saprolegniomycetes, Saprolegniales, Verrucalvaceae. The record is from RefSeq and is a predicted model, not a curated record.